Messenger RNA from Rubroshorea leprosula, 565 nucleotides. Lineage: Eukaryota; Viridiplantae; Streptophyta; Magnoliopsida; Malvales; Dipterocarpaceae. The record is from the annotation of a GenBank genome assembly.
GUGAUUGAAACCAACCCUAAGCUCUUUUUAUCUCCGCCUUAAAGAUAGCCCCGAUUAUUGCUGACUUAAGCAUCGGAGUGUCUACCCCGAGUUCCACCUCGAGGUUUUGCAGGUUAUCUCGGAGUACAGGCGCGGACUGAAGAAUGACUUCUGGUUUGGUGCAAUUACAUAAUGUCGAGAACAAUGAUUGAGGUGAUGCUUAAUUGUCAUUAUGUCCGUAAAUAAUCAGUCUUGGUUUUAUGUUGGAAGAUAGAAUGUACUUAUGUUGUAUGUCUCUAAUGUCUUCAUCGAGCAAAGAAGUUGAGACUAGCAGGUUGAGAAAAACAAUUUUUUAUUUACCGACUCAGCCAGCUGCAACCUUAACUCGAGCUCCAACAGUUGGCACUUGCGUGGCUCAAGCUGGAAGGCCGACUACUAAGCUCAUCAGGAAAAGGGCUGAGGAUGAGUCUGCAGCUCAGAAAAGGCACAAGCUGGAGAAGCAGCAGCAGCAGGAGGCUCCUCAAUUUGUACCUCGUCCUCCCCCCGGUGGUUGUUGAUCUUGCUGUUAGGGAGGUUGGGGUUGUAA